AUGGAUAGUAUAAAGCAUACUGGAACAAAAUUUUGCCAGGUUAAAGACUGUAAUGAAUUCUUUGAUUUUAAUUCAAAUAUAACUCAAAAUGUUUCAAGUCACACUACAGAAAAGAAACCAUACAAAUGUAAUGCAUGUGGAAAGUCAUAUAAAAAACUCUCAUACCUUCAUAUUCAUCACAGAAUCCACAUUAGAGAGAAACCUUAUAUAUGUGAUGAAUGUGGAAAGUCUUUUGUCCAGUCCUCCACUCUUCAAUGUCACAAGAGAAUCCAUACUGGAGAAAAGCCUUAUAAAUGUGGUGAAUGUGGAAAGUGCUUUAGGAAUGGCUUAUCUCUUUGUGCUCAUCAGAGAAUCCAUACUGGAGAGAAACCUUAUAAAUGUGAUGAAUGUGGAAAAUCCUUUGGCCAAUCCUCUGAACUUAAACGUCAUAGGAGAAUCCAUACUGGAGAAAAGCCUUAUAAAUGUGAUGAAUGUGGAAAGUGCUUUAGAGUUGGCUCAUCUCUUCAUGUUCAUCAGACAAUCCAUACUGGAGAGAAACCUUAUAAAUGUAAUGAAUGUGAAAAGUCCUUUGUCCAGUCCUCCCAUCUUCAAUGUCACAAGAGAAUCCAUACUGGAGAAAAGCCUUAUAAAUGUGAUGAAUGUGGACAUUCCUUUUUCCAGUCCUCCAAUCUUCAACGUCACAAGAGAAUCCAUACUGGACAAAAGCCUUAUAAAUGUAAUGAAUGUGGAAAGUGCUUUAGGAAUGGCUCAUCUCUUUGUGCUCAUCAGAGAAUCCAUACUGGAGAGAAACCUUAUAAAUGUGAUGAAUGUGGAAUGUGCUUUAGAGAUUUCUCAUCUCUUCAUGUUCAUUACAAAAUCCAUACUGGAGAGAAACCUUAUAAAUGUGAUGAAUGUGGAAAAUCCUUUGUCCAGUCCUCCACUCUUCAAUGUCACAAGAGAAUCCAUACUGGAGAAAAGCCUUAUACAUGUGAUGAAUGUGGAAAAUCCUUUGUCCAGUCCUCCCAUCUUCAAUGUCACAAGAGAAUCCAUACUGGAGAAAAGCCUUAUAAAUGUGAUGAAUGUGGAAAGUGCUUUAGGAAUGGCUCAUCUCUUUGUGCUCAUCAGAGAAUCCAUACUGGAGAGAAACCUUAUAAAUGUGAUGAAUGUGGAAAAUCCUUUGUCCAAUCAGAUGUCUCAUCUCUUCAUGUUCAUCACAAAAUCCAUACUGGAGAGAAACCUUAUAAAUGUGAUGAAUGUGGAAAAUCCUUUGUCCAGUCCUCCACUCUUCAAUGUCACAAGAGAAUUCAUGCUGGAGAAAAGCCUUAUAAAUGUGAUGAAUGUGGAAUGUGCUUUAGAGAUGUCUCAUCUCUUCAUGUUCAUCACAAAAUCCAUACUGGAGAAAAACCUUAUAAAUGUGAUGAAUGUGGAAAGUCCUUUGUCCAGUCCUCCAAUCUUCAGUGUCAUAGGAGAAUCCAUACUGGAGAGAAACCUUAUAAG
Peromyscus eremicus (cactus mouse) is the source of this 1476-nucleotide messenger RNA. RefSeq names its product zinc finger protein 665-like. Gene Ontology annotation, molecular function: DNA-binding transcription factor activity, RNA polymerase II-specific; RNA polymerase II cis-regulatory region sequence-specific DNA binding. Gene Ontology annotation, biological process: regulation of transcription by RNA polymerase II. NCBI's taxonomy places the organism in Eukaryota, Metazoa, Chordata, Mammalia, Rodentia, Cricetidae. The annotation marks the transcript as partial. The transcript has 2 exons. The record is from RefSeq and is a predicted model, not a curated record.